AUGAGGAUGUGGCUAGUGUCUGCAAUUGCUCUGGUCGAUAUAUUAUGCACUUCGAAAAUAGAGGAACUAGUAGAAAAUAUGGGGAAAAAGAUCGAAGAGGCUUUGCCUCACGAGUUUGAUAGUGCAGAAAAAGAGGCACUAAAAAAGCAUCUUAAGGAAACUGCUGGUUUAGGCACAAGACUAAUGGUUCCGUGCAUUUUUCAUGAAGAUAGAGUUGUUGCAUCACCAACUACAAGAUAUCAAGAUAUAGAUGAAGAGGAAAAAGGAUAUGUCGAAAAAGUUAUUGCACUACUUCCAAGGCUACUAUGGCGUUCUGUAGCAUAUAUAUAUGUAUUCGGAAAUGAUAGUUGGGUGGUAAAUUUGAUGGAAGAAGUCUUUGAAACAGCGCCUUUUAAGAAAUCUGAUGCUGUUGCUCUGUACAAGAGGGCCCGAGGAAGGUUAGGAAUACGGCUUAUAGAUCUGGUAAACAGGACAUUUCGGCAUAAUAUCGGCAUGCUGAAUAGAUUUGGGCAGCGGCUUGCCCAGGAAGCAGAGGCAAAGAUUCAAGAGAUAUCAAGCUCUCUAUCUGAUGAGGAGAAGAGGAAAGAAGAGAAGAUGCUUCAGAUAAUCAAGGAGUAUGGAGAAAGCUUGUGUACCAAGGAAAAGCAAGAGGAGAUAAUCAGGGCACAGGAGAUAAUGUGUGAUGCAUGCGCAUGUAUUUGGGAAAGAGAUUCUAACAGAGAGAGUUUUGUUAUGGAGACAUAUUCGAGGCAUCUGUACUUAAGAAUGAUAGGAUCUUCUAUGGAUGUAGAAGAGCCACUACUCAGCUAUAUAGACCACAGGGGGUUGAUAGAUGCAUAUGAAAAAUAUAAAAGUAUAGACAUUGUAGCAGAGCUAAUCAAGCAAGUGUUUACAGAACGUGGAUGUAUUUCUGAUGAAAGUGUUAACGACGCUGUAUGCGGGGUUAGGGAGAGGGAAGAGGCAGAAAAGAUGAGAGGGGAGGAGGAAAGAAGGAAAAAAGAGGAGGAAAGCCUUAGGAAUACUUUGGAGCUGCUUCGGAUGGAGGAGAAGGAGAAGAGCAAAAGCAGAGGGAAGAAGAAGAAAGGAGGCAAGAAAGGGUCUGGCGAAGUCACGGCGAAGAUGGAAGAGGAGAAGAAAGAUUCUGAAGAGGUUGAGGAGAGUGCAGAAGCAGAAGUUUCCUUGGAAGAGAUGGCAGUUGGAGGAGCCCGAAGUAAGGAGAGGAGUUCGAAAAAAAAGAGUAGAAGCAAAGGACAUCGUUACAAGGUGCACAAGAGGGUUCUCCGGUGGACGAAGAGUGCCGAGAGGAUCAAGGCAGAGUUGGAUGAGGGAAGUGAGGAGAAGUGGAGAAAUAAAUCGAUUGAGGAGAUUGAGGAGCAGAAGAAGGUACAUGAUAUAAUAGAGGUUUGCGUGCUUCUCAGGAGCUUGGAUGCCAACAGGUUUUUUGUAAGCACAAAUAGAUAUAUGAAGGACGGGACCGAGAGAUGGAAGAUGGUGGGGGUUGGGAUAUUUGAGGAGGGUGGAGAGAAGAAAGUGGGGAAGGUGGAGGUUGGGCUUUAUAGGGACAAGGGAGAAGGGAGUGUGAUCUACCACCUGAUGUUCAAGGCCAUGGACACUGAGAAGGCGGGAAAGGGCGCAAGGUCCUCGUUUGGGAAGGGAGACGAUGUGGAAGGGCUAGAAGAGGGGGCAGGAGAGCUCUCUGACAUGUCUGGGUUUGAGUAUCCAAAGGGUGUCCGAUCUGAAAUAGUGAAGGGCGGAGAUGCCUUUAAGAUAGUGUAUCGGAAUCCCAAGGACACCAGCGAGGUUCUCCGGAGUCUUACUGUUCUACAGAAGGCGGAGGUUCUGUGA
Molecule: messenger RNA, 1845 nt
Organism: Encephalitozoon cuniculi GB-M1
Lineage: Eukaryota; Fungi; Microsporidia; Unikaryonidae
Exons: 1
Coding region: 1-1845 (614 amino acids)
Source: RefSeq, marked provisional